Messenger RNA from Alternaria arbusti, 738 nucleotides. RefSeq lists its product as uncharacterized. The record is from RefSeq and is a predicted model, not a curated record. The transcript is spliced from 2 exons. Bases 1 to 738 code for a protein of 245 amino acids. NCBI's taxonomy places the organism in Eukaryota, Fungi, Ascomycota, Dothideomycetes, Pleosporales, Pleosporaceae.
AUGGCUCGGGAAAGGAUUCUGCUUGCCGGCGUCACAGGAUACAUUGGGGGCAGUGUGCUCCACCAACUGCUUCGCAGCAAACAUGCAGCGAUCAAAGACGCUGAUAUUACGUGUCUCGUUCGAGGCCAAGAAAGAGUUGCACAGCUCCACGCUGCGUUUGGUGACAGGGUCAAGGUUAUCGGCUUCGAAGGUCUGGACGAUACUGACCACCUUGUCGAGAUAGCAAGUCAGUACGACGUCAUCUUCAACAUGACGCUCGGUUAUCAUCUCGCCAGUGCUGCGGCCUUUAUCGAGGGUCUUUCGGUGCGCCAGAAGUCCACUGGCAAAGAUGCUUGGAUGGUCCACACUUCAGGUGUCUCGAACCUUGCGGACCAGCCACUCUCGGGUGUUCACGUUGAAUCCAACCCCGAUCUGGAAUUCGACGACUCGAGGGACAACAUCUAUGCGUAUGAGAAGUCGCGCAACACAGUAAAAAAGUACAUUCAACGCACAACGGAGCUUGGCAUGAUAGAUGCUGGACUCGAGUCAGGCGUGAAGACUGUCGUUCUCAUGUCUCCAUUGAUCUACGGGGUUGGAACGGGCUUGUGGAAUAAGCGUAGUCUGCAAGUUCCUCGAUUGGCCCGAGCGGCGAUCUCUGAAGGGGAAGCCAUCGUUAUCGGUGACGGCAAGGGUGUGUGGGACAACGGUACUAUUACCGCCGAAUCUCUGUCACAAACGCACGCUGAUCUCUUGCUCUAG